Anoplophora glabripennis (Asian longhorned beetle) is the source of this 1527-nucleotide messenger RNA. Its product is annotated as sorting nexin-30-like. The transcript has 5 exons. NCBI's taxonomy places the organism in Eukaryota, Metazoa, Arthropoda, Insecta, Coleoptera, Cerambycidae. Bases 46 to 1431 code for a protein of 461 amino acids. Gene Ontology annotation, molecular function: phosphatidylinositol binding. The record is from RefSeq and is a predicted model, not a curated record.
AUUUUACAAAUAACCUCUUAUAAUCCAAAGAUAUUUAAACAAAAAAUGGCUAGUAAUAACUCAGCAGUUUUAGAUGUACUUGUAGAAAAUAAAGAGAUUUCUUCUAUAUUAAAAGAUACUAAUGAUUUUGAUCGCUCUAGUAUAUGCAGCGGUUCAACUUAUGAUAACUCACUGGUACAGUCUCCUAGUAUAGAAAGUUUUUCUACUAUACAUGAUAUAGAAAAUCUUUCAGAACUAAACAUGGAUGAGAAUUCGGACCUCUGCGUUAAAAUUGAUAAUCCUCAAAAACACUUGGAAACGUUAGAAACCUUUAUCACAUUUAGAAUAACUACAAAAGUUGCUAGAAUAGAAUUCUCUGAUAACGAAUAUGUAGUACGUAGAAGGUAUAACGAUUUCCUGUGGUUACGGCAAAAGUUACUAGAGUGUCAUCCUUUUUGUAUCAUACCACCUUUACCAGGUAAACAUUCUUUAAUGGGCCAGUUAGAUAGAUACUCUAAAGAUUUUAUAUUGUUAAGGAUGAAAGCAUUAAAUGUUUUUAUUACAAGAAUUACACAGCAUCCAAUACUAAGUUGUAAUGAACAUUUUAAAAUAUUCUUAACAGCUAAACAGUCAGAUUUUAAUUUAUUAAGACGACAGAGAACUGCCAUAGAACACAAGGUGAGGACAUUAAGUCACGCAAACUCAACACACUCUGUAUUAAAAAACCGCCAUAUUGAAUUCGAUAAAACGAAGACUUAUUUAAUCACACUCGCAGAGAAAUUGUCGUCUAUUGAGAAGAUAUCUAACCGCAUCAAUAAGGAACGAUCUGAGUAUGUUACAGAGUUAAACAGUUACCAUCCUAUAUUCACCACUUGGGCUACUUCGGAACCUGAACUCUCCGAAAUAUUGCAAAAUAUAGGUAGUGCGAUGGAACGGAGUUCUGCCGCUCAGAAUGCACUAGUGCAAAGUUAUAAUACUACGGUAGGCAAUCCUAUUAAAGAUUUCUUGGCCUAUAUGGAUGUGGUGCAGGAAACUAUAAGGAAACGGGAAUCGUAUCAGUACGCAUACGAGGUGUCUAUGGAGGAACUCGGUAAACGUCAUUCCGAGAAAGAUAAGCUGAUCGCGAUGUCGCAGAAUCCAUCCCAGAACGCCGGGAGCUUCUCGCUGUGGAAACAACCUACCUGCGAUGAUAAAUUAGAAAAGUUGGGGUCGUACAUCCCACAGCUGGUGAAGAAGGUGGAAUCGAACCAGGACAACCUCGAGUGCGCCAACGAGUCGCUGCGCAGCGACCUGCAACGCUGGCAGCAGGAGAAGACGCUUUGUUUGAAGAAGAUCCUCCUCGACUUUGUCGGCAAACAAAUAAACUAUUACCAGGCGACCGUCAACGCUUGGGAGUACGUGGCUAGUGAAUUAAACCAACAAAACACCAGUACGAGAAGUAAUGCUAAGUGAUACAUUUUAUUACGUUUAAGUAAAUAGAUCUCCUUAUACAUUCCUUUAUUUAUUAUCUAUUACCUUAAAGUUAAUAUAUUAUGUUACUAUUUUAAA